AUGGCUAACAGUGGACUCGAAGAGGUCAUGCAAUUUGCGAUUGGUAGACUUAAUCGUAUGUUAGCAAAACAAAAAUUCCCUCAAAAUAAGAGAGCCUUAAGGGUUGUUUUGGAAGAAUUGUUACAUCUUCUGAUCUACAUUGCUGAGAGUCAUGACGAUCUUAUGUCCAUUCUGGAAAAACAAGCCAGAAUGGUUCUGUAUAUGGAAUAUCUUCCCACUAAACUGCGAGGGAAGUGCACAUUGGUCUUCUUCGGUUUCUGGGGCAUUGGUUCUCUCGUUCUAACGUUAAUAGCUAUGGUCGUCAUGACAACGAUAAAUUCCUGGCGUCUUGUCUUAUUUAUCGCCGUGAUGCCUUUAAUCAUCUUUCUUGUGUUAUCAAAGUGGUGUCCGGAGAGUGCUCGAUACAUGUUGAUUAAUGGUAAAGCCAAAGAAGCAGAAGAUAUUAUCAUAAAGAUUGCGGCGGAAAACGGGAUAUCUCGACCAUCUGGUAAACUGAAAAUUCCCUCUGAUACCGCAGAGAAAAACUCUUUUCUAGCCAAUAUGCUGAAGAAAGAGAACAAAUCUAUUCUGAAAACUUGA
Messenger RNA from Limulus polyphemus (Atlantic horseshoe crab), 579 nucleotides. Its product is annotated as synaptic vesicle 2-related protein-like. The record is from RefSeq and is a predicted model, not a curated record. Gene Ontology annotation, biological process: transmembrane transport. The transcript has 5 exons. Gene Ontology annotation, molecular function: transmembrane transporter activity. Lineage: Eukaryota; Metazoa; Arthropoda; Merostomata; Xiphosura; Limulidae. Gene Ontology annotation, cellular component: membrane. Bases 1 to 579 code for a protein of 192 amino acids.